Molecule: messenger RNA, 672 nt
Organism: Amaranthus tricolor (Joseph's coat)
Lineage: Eukaryota; Viridiplantae; Streptophyta; Magnoliopsida; Caryophyllales; Amaranthaceae
Exons: 3
Coding region: 1-672 (223 amino acids)
Source: RefSeq, a predicted model, not a curated record
AUGUCUGUAGGGUUCGGUUUAGACAAGUACUGCACUAUUAAGGAUAUAAAAAUAGAAUUUAAUAGUGUUAUGUUAGGGGAAUGGUUCAAUGUCUCUGCUGUUGGAUUUGACACCUAUCAUGUUGGCUCGAAGAUAGUAUUUUUCGGGAUUAAUGAACGAACUGUUCUGAAAUUCUUAGGAAUUGAUCAAAAGAAAGGGAAAAUAAGCCACAACAUCCUGUCUCCUUUGCAUAAAUUGUUGUAUAAUAUUGCUCGUAGAUUCAUCUUACCACAAAACUCCAAACAAAGUGAAGGGAGUUUUGUUGGAUAUGGAGGGCUAUUGACAUGGAUGUUCAAAAAAUUUGGUGUACCUUUAGAUGGCUUGCAGUUCCCUAUGGGUCCUAAUAUGAAAAUAGGUGCCAAAUGCUUACACAAUCUACACCUAAAAUUGAAUGAUGAAGAGAUAUUGGUACAUGCUGUGGAAGAGGUUAAUGAUGUUGAAUCAGAAGAGGAGAAGGUUGAGGAAGUAAAGGAACAACUAGUUGAGGAAGAAAAGGAUCAGGAGUCUGUUCCCACUGCAACCACUGAAACAGCAGAAACUAGGGAAAAGGGAGAAGCAGCUAGUAAGAGGGAAUCAAAAGAGAAAGGAGAUGCUAUGGAGGAUAAUGAUGAUUACACUCUAAGUAGUGACUAG